AUGAUUGAUCGAGCACGCUACCAACCUAUGAUACCCCUGGACCAUUCACGAUACCCCUCGACGACGAGCACGACACUUUCGCUCGACUGUACUUAUACCACACGCAUGAAGGAACUACGACCUAAAUCGUACUUUCUGCAGAACCAGUCCGACCCUGCUGUGCUGCCUUCCCAUCUCCCCCUCAGCUUCUCCAUCCUCCAUUCCUCUCCUCCCGUCCCAAUCGCUCGUGUUGAGCUCAUCUCUCGUACGGUCCUGGCUUAUAGAGUCACCCGCUGCCUUUUCCAAUGGGCUGUCGUGGCGCUCGCUGGGACCAAGAUCAACCUCCUCGAUCACCGGAUCAUUUGGACAAGAAAGCUGACAAGCAUCCUUGUCUGGAAGAUUGGGUGA
Pseudozyma hubeiensis SY62 is the source of this 387-nucleotide messenger RNA. RefSeq names its product histone deacetylase phd1. The transcript has a single exon. The record is from RefSeq and is a predicted model, not a curated record. NCBI's taxonomy places the organism in Eukaryota, Fungi, Basidiomycota, Ustilaginomycetes, Ustilaginales, Ustilaginaceae. Bases 1 to 387 code for a protein of 128 amino acids.